AUGAAGUACUCAUUCGCUGCCGCCGCUCUCGCCCUGGCCACUGGCGUCGUCGCCAAGCCGCAAAUCACAAACUCGGCCGCGAUUAACCCCCAGGAGGGCAAGCCCUUCACGCUCGAGCUCUCUGGCUGCACCGGCGGCUGCACCGUGUACCUGAUGCAGGGUGCCAAGGACAGGCAGGUUCCCGUCAAGGUCCUCGACUCGUCCGCCACCAGCUCCGCCAGUAUCACCCUCAGCGACGUUGGCUCCGGCAGCUACAGCCUCCGCGUCUCCGACAACUCCGUUCCCGCAACCGCCGCUGACGACAACGCCAACAACGACUACACCGGCAUCUUCCAGUACUCCGGCACUGGCCCUACUUCGUUCCCGCCUCUGUCCGGCUCGGCCACGGCCACGGCCACGGCCACCUCGAGCAGCGCCAGCGCUUCCUCCUCUAGCGCCAGCAGCGCCGAUUCGUCAUCUUCUUCGGCCACCACCACCGACUCUUCCUCUUCCUCCUCUUCUUCCGCUUCGUCUGCCUCCUCCACGUCGUCGGCCACGUCCGCCUCGUCGUCUUCGUCGGCCUCCAGCUCCUCCAGCGCUUCCAGCAGGAGCUCCUCUACCAGCUCCAGCAGAACCGCGAGCAGCGCCACUUCCACCCCCACCAGCACCACGCCUCCCAGCGCCGGUAACAUGGUUGCCCUCUCGCCCCUUGGCCUGAUUGGUGCCGCCGCCGCUGCCCUCUUCCUGUAG
Beauveria bassiana ARSEF 2860 is the source of this 729-nucleotide messenger RNA. RefSeq lists its product as uncharacterized. Lineage: Eukaryota; Fungi; Ascomycota; Sordariomycetes; Hypocreales; Cordycipitaceae. The record is from RefSeq and is a predicted model, not a curated record. The transcript is spliced from 3 exons. Bases 1 to 729 code for a protein of 242 amino acids.